Molecule: messenger RNA, 2213 nt
Organism: Archocentrus centrarchus (flier cichlid)
Lineage: Eukaryota; Metazoa; Chordata; Actinopteri; Cichliformes; Cichlidae
Gene: agtr1b
Product: angiotensin II receptor, type 1b
Exons: 2
Coding region: 234-1325 (363 amino acids)
Biological process (GO): immune response; G protein-coupled receptor signaling pathway; positive regulation of cytosolic calcium ion concentration
Cellular component (GO): membrane; external side of plasma membrane
Molecular function (GO): C-C chemokine binding; C-C chemokine receptor activity; angiotensin type II receptor activity
Source: RefSeq, a predicted model, not a curated record
CCAGUCAUAAUCAGUGCCUGGCCAUACCCUUCAUGUUGCGCAGAGGACAAGUGUCGUAGAAUGAGAGCUGACAUAAGUGGAAGAAGAGAAGUGGCCAAAAUAUUGAAGACUCACUGCGGCCCUCUCCCAAGGCCUGUAUCAGUCACCACAGACGCACCCUGCCGACAGGGCCCCUCCAUUUAAAGGUGCUGGGAUCUGGUGCCCCCCCAAAAAAAAAAAAAAGCCGGAGGGAAAUGCAAAAUCUAACGACAGAAUCAACAAAAGGGAUAGGACUGAAAUGUGGCAUGUCUGGAAGCCAUGAAAUAAUUUUCACCCUGGUACCCAUCGUCUAUGGCUGUAUUUUUGUCAUCGGCAUUGUCGGAAACAGUAUGGUGGUGGCUGUCAUCUACCGCUACAUGAAGCUUAAGACAGUGGCCAAUAUUUUCGUCCUCAAUCUUGCUGCGUCUGACCUCACGUUCCUCAUCACUCUACCAAUGUGGGCAACCUCCCCUGCCACAGGGUAUCGUUGGCCCUUUGGAGGAUUCCUGUGCAAGGCAAGUGCAGGACUGGUGAUUUUUAACAUGUACACCAGCAUCUUCUUCCUCACGGCACUCAGCCUCGAUCGUUACCUGGCCAUUGUGCAUCCGGUGCGAUCACGGCGCUUCCGCACUGUGGUGUACGCGCGUCUCACUUGUGUGGUGAUCUGGCUUUUUGCCUUUGUGCUUAGUAUACCUACUGUAGUGAUCAGGGAUCUCCACGACAUCUCAGACGCCAACACUACAGUGUGUGGCAUUCUGCACCCCACCAUUGAAAAUGCCAUAUGGUUGGAAGAGCUCCGUCUGGCCAGCAGCCUUAUGAAGAUCCUGCUGGGUUUCCUGGUGCCCUUCGUCAUCAUCCUCACCUGUUAUUGCCUCAUAGGGCGGGCGCUGCUGGGCGCCAGACACAUACAGAAAAGCUCUUCCUCACGCGAUGACGAGGUACUGCGCAUGCUGGCGGCAGCCGUCUUGGCCUUCUUCUUGUGCUGGGUUCCCCAUCAAGUAUUCCACUUUAUGGAGGUGCUCACCCAACUGAAGCUUGUAACGAAAUGCGCCAUCGUGGAAAUCAUUGACACCGCCAUCCCCUUCACCAUCUGCAUUGCCUACUUCAGUAGCUGUGUUAACCCUAUUGUGUACAGCUUUGUGGGCCAUAACUUUCGCAAAAACUUACUGCGUCUGCUGUGUUGCUCCCCGGGUGUAGGUCCUGGGCCUCACCCGAGCAUUAGCUCCAAGAUGAGCGCGCUCUCUUUUCGUGCCUCGGAGGCGCUGACCCUUACGGUCAAAAAUAAUGCCUCCUCCGAUGUGAAGUAAAGAGAGAGAGAGAAACAGGGUACAAUUUACCUCGCCCCACUCUUUCAGUUUGUGGUUAAAGUGCUGAGGUGGAGACAUUCCAUGCUUCUUUUUUUUGCUCCAUGCCCGACUGUAUUACUAAGCACUGAAACAUGCACAAUGACUGUAAUGCUGUGUACAUGUUCAUCUGUAAAGACUACCGUGUACAAUGCUAAGCUGCAGGAUAUUUAUUCAUAUACAUUCCAUGUCACAUAGCAUGCUGGCAAUUCUUCCCAUCUAAGCCUGUGAAAUGAAUGAGAGUGUCACAAAAAAAUAGGGGGAAAAAAGAAAAAUAAGAAGCAGUAUUAAUAUAGUAUGGUUCUGCUAGUAAAUAUUAUACAUAACUACUGAAUGCUUAUCCCAUUAUUUAUACAAAAUAUGCACAUUCUGCAGAAUUAUGUCAGCAUUGUGCCUUAAUGAUUCAGUGCAGUACUAUGUUGUCUAGUGAUAACUAUUCUGUGCUCUCAGCAGGUAUUUCACAAGUUGGAACAGUGAUUAAAAAAAGGUCCUAAUCCACCCACGCAUGCUCUGCCAAUGACUGUAUACAUGAAGUAAUUGGAAGUGUAUUACAAAAUGCCAUGUAACAUAUCUGACAUCAGUAACUGUUUUCUGUAUAUGUUUUUUGUCAAAUUAUGUCCUCUUUGUGAAAAUUCAUGUGUUUGCAUAUUAAGACUGAAAUACUACCAAGUCUGGGAGUGACAUGCUAUCAAAAUCAGAGUGCUAUGUAAACGCUCCAGGCUGGGAGAUUAUUGUCAGUCUUUGGUGGUUCUCUUUGUGGUAUUUAAACUUGACAGAUUUUUUUUUAUAUAUAUACUGUGUAGGUGUACAUUUUGUGAAUAUGAAAAUAUAAAUAAAUAAAAUGAAACAGUC